This is a messenger RNA of Cornus florida, 1609 nucleotides long. Its product is annotated as nuclear transcription factor Y subunit A-1-like. Gene Ontology annotation, cellular component: CCAAT-binding factor complex. Gene Ontology annotation, biological process: regulation of transcription by RNA polymerase II. Gene Ontology annotation, molecular function: DNA-binding transcription factor activity, RNA polymerase II-specific; RNA polymerase II cis-regulatory region sequence-specific DNA binding. The record is from RefSeq and is a predicted model, not a curated record. Bases 190 to 1140 code for a protein of 316 amino acids. NCBI's taxonomy places the organism in Eukaryota, Viridiplantae, Streptophyta, Magnoliopsida, Cornales, Cornaceae. The transcript has 6 exons.
UUCUCAUACUCCACAUUAAUUACAACCCUCUCUCUAUAUAAUACUACAUAUAUAUGUUCUUUUGUCUCGUUCUCUGUCAUCAAUCGCUGCCUUUGCUCAGAAAAUGGAAUUAAUGGUUUUGAAUCAAUUGGAACAGAGCGUUUAGGGUUUCACCCACUGCUUUCAACCCCCACAAGCCAAUUGAGAAUAAUGCCAACAAAGCCCAAAAAUGAAGAUCGGCAGUUAGAAAGUGGAGGACAGAGCAUUCCACGAUCGACAUUCUAUUACCAACCUUGGUGGCAUGGCGUUGGAAACAAUGCAAUGUCUUCUCCAGUGGAAAACCUUAAUGGUUCUGUUACAAAUGGAGCUAUCCAAUCACAAGCUAAUGGCGAUGGUAUGAACAAAGAAGCACAAAAUACCGUAGCUCCACAAUCUGGAUUAAAUGGAAAUGGUGGGCGAGAACAGCAGCAUCUCAAGCAUGUUGCGUCUUCAACACCACAAACAAUAGGCGAGCACCUUGAACCAAAUUCCCAAAUGGAACUCGUUGGUCACUCAAUUGUAUUGACAUCAUAUCCAUAUUCAGAUCCACAUUAUGGGGGAAUGAUGGCUUAUGGUGCACAGGUACAUCCUCAUUUACUAGGAGUCCAUCAGAGUAGAAUGCCUUUACCCCUUGACAUGGAAGAAGAACCUGUUUAUGUUAAUGCAAAGCAGUAUCAUGGAAUUUUGAGGCGAAGGCAGUCACGAGCUAAGGCAGAGAUGGAAAAGAAAGUAACAAAAGCUAGGAAGCCGUAUCUUCAUGAGUCUCGGCACCAACAUGCUUUGAGAAGAGCAAGGGGUUGUGGAGGCCGUUUUCUUAAUACAAAAAAGAUCAACAAUGGCACAUCCGAAGAGGAGCCAAAAUCUAGCACAACUGUCUUAACACAAUCUGCCAACUCUGAUCACGUGCCCACCAACUUUGGUGGCAAUUCUCAUCAGCCAGUAGAGGAGUCCAUGGUUCAUAAAGCACACACUUUUCCAAAUGGCAACAAUAGCAGCCACGGUUUGUCAACGAUGUACCAUUCACAGUCUGCAGUCGCUGAGGGGGGAGGAGACUGUUCUAAUCAGGAGAGAGGGAGUGUGCUGGUGAAUCAGGCCCCACAUAGGGCUACUCCCAUCAAAUGAGAAACCCAACUUUGCAGGAUCGCGGGCCACUCUAGUGUUGUCUCAUGUUUGAUACUGAUUUUUAAGCACCCUGGUGAUCAAUAUUUCCAGUAACUUUUCAAACAGGAAGAGGUGUCUCGUGCAGGCAAGACUGGAGGUAUUGGCCCAUCCUACCUUAAGACAAAGUUCCCUGCUCUGUGGCUAUUCUCAGGCAAUUCAUUCUUGGCUGUAGUAACUCGUGUUUGUUGGGAUGAGGUAAGGAAGAUGGACGUGGUGCGUGUCGUACUGUUUUCAGUCUGCUGUUAUUUCCAUAUCUCUACCAGUCAUCCAUUCUGUAAAUUAAGAAAAAUUAAACUUUAAAAGUGGGAAUAGUUGUGAAUUUGUAAGCUUAAAACAACCAAAAGUGUGAAAGGUUUCGUAUGUUUGAAGACCUUUUUGUUUGGUACAAGGAUUUAUCAAAUUAGUCCUUCUGUGUUUCAUACUUUCUUAA